Messenger RNA from Talaromyces rugulosus, 1302 nucleotides. RefSeq lists its product as uncharacterized. The record is from RefSeq and is a predicted model, not a curated record. Gene Ontology annotation, molecular function: protein binding. Lineage: Eukaryota; Fungi; Ascomycota; Eurotiomycetes; Eurotiales; Trichocomaceae. The coding region runs from base 1 to 1302 and encodes 433 amino acids. The transcript has a single exon.
AUGGUAGACGCCACAGAACCCGAACAUCCUUUCUUGAAAUAUGCAUCAAAAUACAUGAUACUUCACACCAAAGAAUUUCAGGAAGGGAGAUCUGUCAUGUGGGUACGUUGGAAAGAAAUGAUGAUUUAUGGGAGCGAUCUCAUCGAGACUCCAUAUGGCGUCAAAAGUCUCAAGGAAGAUGACCUCAGUAUCUUAAAUUGGAGUAUUUCAGCUCAUCAUCAUGCUCUCCUACGGCUCAUCUACCUCGGCCUUGGAUCAUCAAGCGGUCAAGACCGAGGCUUCGUAUUAUGGAGGGCUGCUUAUGAUGGGCAAUUGGAUGCUGUGAAAGUACUCCUCGAUGCCGGGGCGGAUGUGCAUUAUUCGAGAGGAAUCGAGACCGUCCUACGGGUAUCUUUGAUGAGGGGCUUUUUUGAUGUCGCCGAUCAGCUCAUUCUUGCAGGAGCUGACGUGAAUAUGCCAGACCGCAAUGGCCAAACAGCACUGCAUCAGGCUGCUGAUUGUGGAUAUCUGAAUAUUGUGGAGAAACUCCUGGAUUUAGGGGCCAAUAUAAAUCUGCCAGGAAGGGAUCGCCAAACAGCACUGCACCAAACAGCGGAUUGUCAACAUAUGGAUAUCGUGGAUAAACUUCUGGGUGCGGGAGCAGAUGUGAAUAUUCAGGGGUUCCAUGAUCAGACAGUACUGUUUCAGGCUGUCCAUUAUGGAAGGUACCAUGUCUUUAAGAGACUUUUAGAUACUGGGGCCGAUGUGAAUAUACAGGCAACACAUGGAGAAACAGCCAUACAUGCUGCUUUCCGCCGUAAAGACCUGCACAUUGUGGAGAUGCUCUUAGAUGCAGGGGCCGACGUCAAUAUCCGGGGACAGGAUGGCGAAACAGCAUUACAUUUCGCAUCUGAGUGUGCACGUGGAAAUCUGGAUAUUCUAGAGAGAGUUCUAGUUGCAGUGGCCGAUGUGGAUGUCCCAACUUUUGAUGGUGAAACAGCACUUUAUCGUGCCGCCAGGUAUGGAAAUCUGGAUGCUAUGGACAGACUUCUAUCUGCAGGGGCGGAUGCGAAUGCCAUUAGUACUUGGGAUGAGUAUGAUGGCCCUAUUAGUGGAGCCAGGAAAUGGUCCGUACUACACAUGGCUACUCUGCGUGGAAAUAUGGCCGUUGUGGACAAGCUCCUAGAGGUAGGGGUAGACGUGAAUGCUGUUCUUGAACCUUCAUCUUUACCCUAUGAAUCACGCCCGACUGCAUUACAGAUAGCCAUUACUUGUGGGCAUCAAGAUAUAGCUGAGAAAAUCAAACGUGUGGGGGGUCAUUAA